Molecule: messenger RNA, 4590 nt
Organism: Lytechinus variegatus (green sea urchin)
Lineage: Eukaryota; Metazoa; Echinodermata; Echinoidea; Temnopleuroida; Toxopneustidae
Product: ATP-dependent translocase ABCB1-like
Exons: 26
Coding region: 116-4084 (1322 amino acids)
Biological process (GO): transmembrane transport
Cellular component (GO): membrane
Molecular function (GO): ABC-type transporter activity; ATP hydrolysis activity; ATP binding
Source: RefSeq, a predicted model, not a curated record
ACGGAAUCAUAACGAGAAUCGGAUAAUAGUAGGCCUCUUCAGCAAAGUUGUAGAGAAUAGAGUUAAUUUGGGUGACGAUUAAACAUUUCAUUGUUGAUAGCGAGUCGUCCGCGGUAUGGAGGAGAAACAAAAUGGCGUCGCUCCUGACAUUGGACCCGACUUCGACGUCGAGUUCAAACAGGCGAAUGGGAAGAACGGAACGGUGAAUGGGGAGGUCAAUGGCUCCGUCAACGGGACACUGGUCGAAUCUAAAGAGAAUAAUAACGACUACGACAAGCAUGGUGGUGAUGACGAUAAAAUUGAUGAGAAAGAAGAGGAUAAACCCAAAGUAGCUAUGACAAGACUGUUUCGCUAUGCAACAUCGCUGGAUGGAUUUCUGAUGUUGAUCGGGUCGGUGGCUGCAAUCGUUCACGGCUGCGCCUGGCCUGUGCUCAAUAUCAUCUUCGGUGAGCUCGUCGACAGUUUCACCGACUUCGCAAAGAACGGUACCAACGUAACGACGACGUCCCCGACGGCGUCGUCGAACCCUGCGAAGGAUUUCGAUGACCAGAUGCAGCAGUAUGCUGUAAUCUUCUCUCUCAUCGGGGUGGCGACCGUUUGUUUUGCUUACAUUCAGAAUUCUAUGUGGACACUGGCUUGUGAGCGGCAGAUCUACAAGAUUCGCAAGGCAUUCUUUGACGCCAUUUUGUACCAAGAAAUAGCAUGGUUUGACGUUCAUAAAAGUGGAGAACUCACAUCAAGAUUAGCAGAUGAUAUGGAGAGAGUGAAGGAAGGACUAGGAGACAAAAUAUCAAUCAGCAUGCAAUAUCUCGCCAUGUUUUUCGCAGGUUUUGCUAUCGCGUUCUUCAAGAGCUGGGAGUUGACGCUGGUUCUCCUGUCAAUGACGCCGCUGGUAGCCAUUGCUGGAGCAUUCAUGUCUAAAAUUCUGACAUCGUUCUCGAAGAGAGAGCAGGAAUCGUACGCCGAUGCAGGUAGCGUGGCCGAGGAGGUUCUCUCUUGUAUCAGGACUGUGGUCGCGUUCGGAGGAGAACAAAAGGAGGUCGACAGGUAUGGGAAAGAACUUAAAACAGCACGUAAUCUUGGCGUCAAGAAGGGAAUGACAACCGGCAUUGGAAUGGGAUUUACAAUGCUUGUCCUGUAUGGGUCCUACGGCCUGGCAUUCUGGUAUGGACCCACGUUAGUGGCAGAGGGACGCCUGACGGGUGGCGAUGUGAUGACAGUCUUCUUUUGCGUCAUGAUUGGGGGCUUGUCUCUUGGUAACAUUACCCCAUCGCUCUCAGCUAUCACCACAGCCAGGGGAGCCGCCGUCAUUCUUUUCGGCAUCAUUGAUGCUACACCAGAAAUCGAUGCUCGGUCCAAGAAAGGGGUCAUUCCACCGAAGAUGACGGGCAACAUAGAGUUCAAAGGAGUGAAGUUCUCGUACCCCACCCGUUCCGAUGUACCGGUUUUGAAAGGGGUAGAUCUGAGUAUUAGCAAGGGGCAGACCGUAGCCUUGGUGGGGUCCAGCGGAUGUGGCAAGUCUACGAUCAUCAACCUCCUUCUCAGGUUCUAUGAUAAACUAUCUGGAAAGAUUUCAAUUGAUGGAAAUGAAAUCACCGAGAUUAACCUCCGCUGGUUGAGAGAGAAUAUCGGUGUCGUGAGCCAGGAGCCGAUCCUCUUCAACUGUUCCAUUGAAACCAACAUAUCUUACGGACGAGAUGGGGUCACCAAGGAAGAGAUCAUCCAGGCUGCCAAGAUGGCCAAUGCCCAUGACUUCAUCUCUAAACUGCCAAAGGGUUAUGAUACAAUGGUUGGUGAGCGUGGAGCCCAACUGUCUGGUGGUCAGAAGCAGAGAGUAGCCAUCGCCAGAGCUCUGGUCAGAAAUCCACCCAUCCUUCUACUGGACGAAGCUACCUCAGCCCUGGACAGGGAAAGCGAGAAGGUCGUUCAACAGGCUUUGGAUAAGGCCUCCGAAGGUCGCACAACCAUCGUGAUCGCUCAUCGACUGACCACCAUCAGGAACGCCGACGUCAUCUACGCCUUCGAAGGCGGCAGAGUCGUCGAGUACGGUAAUCACGCCGAGUUGAUGAAAAGAGAUGGGGUGUAUAAACAGCUUGUGACACUACAAACUCUCGAUGGGGCAGGUGAACCGUCCGAAAGUCUCAAAGAAAAGAUGGCAUCCAUCAGUUCACCUACCCGCCAAAUGUCACGGCAGGCAUCCAGACAGGUCUCAAGACAGAUGUCACGCCAAAUCUCGAACGCCAGUAGUGGUAAAGGCAGUCAAGUCGAUGAGGAGGACGAAAUAGAGGAGGAAGAGGUAGAACGAGCGAGUUACAUGGAGAUCUUGAAGCUCAAUAAACCUGAAUGGCCAUACAUUGUAGUCGGGAUCCUCUUUGCCGCUGUUCUAGGAAUUGCCUAUCCAGUGUUUGCUAUUCUAUUCAGCGAGGUUGUAGCGGUGUUUAGCCUCCCUCCGGACCAGAUAAAAGAAGAGGCAACCUUCUGGGGUCUAAUGUUCGUGGCCCUAGGUGGCGCCCUGUUUGUUGCUCAUACCAUGACCGGCAUAUGUUUUGCUGUAUCCGGGGAGGACCUGACCCUGCGGCUCAGACGUAAAGCUUUCUGGACCAUACUGCGUCAGGACAUUACUUACUUCGACCAACCUUCUCACAGCACCGGUGCAUUGGCAACAAGACUUUCAUCCGAUGCAUCCAACGUGAAAGGGGCAACGGGAGUUAGGUUGAGCACCGUCCUGCAGUCUUUGGUAACGAUGACUGCUGCAAUGGCUAUAGGCUUCAUCUUUGGAUGGCAGCUAGCCCUCCUCAUCUUUGGUUGUCUUCCGUUGCUAUCGGCAACAGGAGCCAUUCAGAUGAAGGUGCUUCAAGGAGCGCAGGCCAGAGACAGGGCUCUUAUUGAAGAAAGUGGAAAGAUUGCCGCAGAAUCGAUCGAGAAUGUCCGCACUGUUUCGGCUCUUAGUUUAGAAGACAGAAUGAUCAGGAAUUACUCAGAGAAGUUGGAACAACCAUACAGACAAGGUAAAAUCAACAGCCAGAUGAUAGGUCUAGGGUUUGGUGUAUCCCAAGGAAUGAUCUUCUUCGUUUAUGCCGCAUCGUUCAGGCUAGGAGGGUAUCUGGUCUCCAUUGGCGAGAUGAGUGGGGAUGAUGUUUUCAAGGUUAUCUUUGGUGUGGCCUUUGCGGGGAUCUCCCUGGGUAGAGCUAUGGCUCUACUCCCAGACUACGCCAAGGCUCGCCAUUCUGCAGAGAUAAUGCUUCAUCUCUUUGCUACCAAGCCACUCAUUGACAACUACUCCACACAAGGAGAAAAACCAAAACAAGUGGAGGGAAGGAUCGAAUACAGUAAUCUCAAGUUUGCCUAUCCAACAAGAUCUGACGUCACCAUCCUCAAGGGAUUAAAUCUAACCAUCAAACCGGGCCAGACUGUGGCUCUUGUAGGAGAGAGUGGGUGUGGAAAGAGUACUUUGGUAUCACUUCUAGAGAGAUUCUAUGAUCCAGAACAAGGCUCUGUGAGUGUUGACGGAAAAUCGAUCAAGGACCUUAACAUCCAGUGGCUUCGAGCGAACAUGGCGAUCGUGAGUCAGGAACCAACCCUCUUUGCCUCAUCUAUCGGGGACAACAUCCAAUAUGGCGUCGACGAGCCGAUGGCCAAGGCGGAUAUCGAGAGGGUUGCCAAGAUGGCCAACAUCCAUGACUUCAUUGCUUCUCUUCCUCUGGGUUACGAUACUCUAGUAGGAGAGAAAGGAGCCCAGUUAUCUGGAGGUCAGAAACAGAGAGUAGCCAUCGCCAGAGCUCUGGCUAGGAAUCCACGGAUCCUACUCCUUGACGAAGCUACUUCAGCACUUGAUACGGAAAGUGAAAAGGUCGUCCAAGCAGCUCUGGACAACGCCAUGAAGGACCGGACAUCGAUCGUCAUCGCUCAUCGUCUCUCCACCAUCCAGAACGCUGACGUCAUCGCCGUACUAAGAGAGGGCGUCGUCGUCGAGAGUGGUAGCCACCAAGAUCUCCUGAAGAAGAGGGGGCACUAUUAUACACUCACAGGGGGACUUGCUGCUGUUAGUGACGUCGAUGAGAAGAAAUCGAUGACGCGUGAUUAAGUUUGAGUCUGCGUCGUUUGUAGUCUCAACAAAUUUCUUUUCAGGGUGGGGCUGUUAUAGGCCUACUUGGAACAAACAGCCAAUUCGCAAAUUCGCAAGAUUCAGAUCAGAAUAAACUCAAUGAAGACAAAAUAAUUGCAGCUCACUUCUAUCAGUUCCUGCUACAUUUUCCUUCAAUAUUAUUUUUAUGUAAUAUCAUUUGACUGUCUUCAUUAUUUUGAUUAUGUAUUCUUACCUCAAUUGUAUUUUGUUUAUUAAUUUUGUUGAACGUAAGUUAAUAAAAUCUUAAUCUAACAAAGCCAGGUUAUUUAGACCAAUCUCGGGGGGGUGCAUUUUUUCCUUCAUAUCAGUGGGUGUGCCACAAUCACAAGAGGGCGCAAUGAUGAUUCAAUUGGGAUCUUUUGCAAUCCUCACCGACGCUAAUAUUGGGGUCCCCUAACACAAAAGUUAACGCUUAUUCAUACACUUGAUUUUUAAGAUUGAUUGUACAUUAUAGUCAAUAGAAU